GCAAAACAUCUGCGAAAUUUAUUGCUAAAAAAUAAUGUAAACAGUACAUGAGUACAAUAAGUAAGUACUUAAAAUUUAAUAACACCGAUUGAUGUUUUCAGAUUAAUCCUGAUUAGUUAUCUUUUUUGUUCGAAAGGAUUUGCGGAUUCUUAUUAUUCGCGGUACUUUCGUGAAGUACUGUACCAAGGUGUAUAGAGUCGAUAGACUGUACUGUACGUAUUGGUUUGAAAAGUUAUCAGUUAUGAGCGUUUGUUUUGUGGCGAAAUGCACAUGAGCACGAGUUUCAUGUUAUGAAUAUGAAUGAAAAAUCAUCACAACUUAAUGCGCUGGACUCGGUUGUGCCGUCAAUCUGCAUUGUGCAUUCAUGAUUCACGAUACGUUAACAGCGUUCUGAAAUAUUUUGGGUCUAAAUUAAAUAUUAGUCCCUUUUUAUGAUCGAUUUUAUUCCGUGUAGUUAUUUUUUUUAUUUUUUCAAUGCCGCCAUUUUCUACGCCAUUCACGGAACACCUGAAGCGUCCUGAGUACUAUUCCGUGUAUGAUCCCGCUGAAGAUUCGUUUUUAUUCCUCGAUGCUCUGCAGCGUGAUUGGACCAAUAUCGAGCGGCUGAGGCCAACGAUUUGCCUGGAAAUGGGGUGCGGUUCGGGAAUAGUUACAGCGUUUCUGGCGCAAAAUCUUGCACAUCCUGCGAUAAUGAUAUGCGUGGACAUCAACCCGGCUGCCAUUUCGGCCACACAGCUGACGUUCCAAAAAAAUGUGGCCAGCUCUGUUACUGGGUGUGAGUGCGUUGUGGCCAGUUUGGCUGAGUGCUUUCUUCCGGCCUCCACGGGACAAGUUGAUCUCAUACUUUUCAAUCCGCCAUACGUUGUUACGUCCUCCAAAGAGUUGGCGGACGGGGAUCUGACUAGCAAAGCAUGGGCCGGUGGGGUUGAUGGACGCGAAGUUCUGGAUAAAUUUCUCCCACAAGCGUCGCGUCUGUUGUCUGCCGAAGGUGUCAUGUACUGCGUUAUCAUCAAACCUAAUCAGCCGGAGUCCAUAGCCGAAUUUAUGCUUGGAAGGGGGUUCAAGACGGAUUGCAUUAAAGAACGUAAAUGCCGCAACGAACAUCUGAUUAUCCUGCGCUUUUCUCGCGUAUUUUCCCAAUGAUGGUCGUUUAAAAAAGUUGUUCAAAAUGUGAGUGCCUGAAUGGCUCCAUGAAUCGUGGCUAAAUGCUGCUGCUCGUGUUUAGAAGAAAAACUGACGACGAGAAAAAUCUGUUUUCGACAUUUCGAUGCCACUUGCCCCGACCGGGUGACGAAAUCUGAUUCUAAUGUGAGAUAAUAUACACAGGGGUUCUAAAAUUCGAAAUUCUAUGUACAUUAAAGGCGUAAGUUCCAUCUAUCC
This is a messenger RNA of Paramacrobiotus metropolitanus, 1380 nucleotides long. RefSeq names its product methyltransferase N6AMT1-like. NCBI's taxonomy places the organism in Eukaryota, Metazoa, Tardigrada, Eutardigrada, Parachela, Macrobiotidae. The record is from RefSeq and is a predicted model, not a curated record. The transcript has 7 exons. Gene Ontology annotation, biological process: methylation. The coding region runs from base 475 to 1143 and encodes 222 amino acids. Gene Ontology annotation, molecular function: nucleic acid binding; S-adenosylmethionine-dependent methyltransferase activity; protein methyltransferase activity. Gene Ontology annotation, cellular component: eRF1 methyltransferase complex.